CGAAAUAACUUUGAUCUGAAAGCGUUUCGUACGCAAUUCGUUAUUCUAUCGAGUUCUUCAUUUAACACUGCUUCGCAGUGUUCUUCAUAUUCUAAUCCCAACAAAGAUCAAAGUUAUUCCUAAAGAACUCAAAGAUGACGUGUGGCGAUUCUGUAAGAGAUUUGAGCAGCAAGUUCUCGAAGUUAGAAAAGUUCGAAGGCCAGGACUUCCGUAGAUGGCAGAAGAAGAUGCACUUCCUUCUCACAACAUUGAAGGUCGUGUAUGUACUGAGCACGCCUAUGCCGCAGAUAAUGGAUGAUGACACACUGGAACAGACAAGGAAGCGGUGCAAGUGGGAGAACGAUGACUACAUUUGUCGAGGACAUAUUCUAAACGGUAUGUCUGACUCUCUGUUUGAUGUAUAUCAAAAUGUUGAAUCUGCAAAGUUACUGUGGGAUGGUCUAGAAGAAAAGUACAUGGCCGAGGAUGCUUCGAGCAAGAAGUUCCUCGUUAGUAACUUCAACAAUUAUAAGAUGGUCGACUCUCGACCGGUCAUGGAACAAUACAAUGAACUGUUGAGGAUCCUAGGCCAGUUUGCACAGCAUAACAUGGCAAUGGAUGAAUCCAUAUCUGUGUCUAGUAUCAUAGACAAACUGCCUCCUUCGUGGAAAGAAUGCAAACGUGAGUUAAAGCAUAACAAGGAGGAAAUGAAUCUGGUGCCACUUGGAACCCAUCUUCGGAUUGAGGAGUCCAUCCGAGAUCAAGAGGGAAAGAAGGUGAAGGACAUAGCCGGUCCAUCGUCCAUCAACAUGGUCGAAGACGAAGAAUCUAAUGACUCGGUGGGAGUAAACACCGUGAUCGAGUCAAGGGAUGCAAUCUUCGAUGAAAAUAGGUUUUCAUCAAUACCUAGACCAAGAGAUAUGGUUCUAGGAGAAGCAAAAGACAUAGAGUUGCCAAAUCCUUUGGGUCAGAUUUUCAAUUAUAUUUAAUUGAAGGUUCUAAGGAUGAAAUUUUAUUUUAAUAUAAAUAUUGUUAUAAUAUUGAAGCCGAUCCUAGAACAUAUAAUGAAGCUAUGGCUUCAAG
Molecule: messenger RNA, 1062 nt
Organism: Cuscuta campestris
Lineage: Eukaryota; Viridiplantae; Streptophyta; Magnoliopsida; Solanales; Convolvulaceae
Source: the annotation of a GenBank genome assembly